AUGGAGUCAUAUUUUCCGACGAAGAAAAAGCGGUUUCUACAGCAAGAAGAUGGAGAGGCUGCACUGGGACAGUUUCAGCCAUCAAGUGACUCCAACUCAGAACGGCUGGAAGAAUCAACAGAUAUCAAACUUGCGAUGUUGAUGUCAUUGUUCCCAGAUAAUAAGGCCGAUGAUCUUUUAGAACUUCUUGUUUCCUGUGGUGGUUCGGUUGAUGCUACCUCGGCCUUACUCUUUAAAAAUGAUUUGGCUACAAAGACACCGUCAAAAAAGCGACCAGCACCUACUGACUUCACACCCGCCAUUCAAACGUCUCUCUCAUCACACAUCCUCACUUCGGGAGGAACCAACUCGGCGAAACGAAUUCUACCGACUAAAAAGGGAAAGACAUUACAUCUUUUCUUCCCGAAGGAUGUUGCAGCCUACACGCCGUGUACAAUAAUACAUAAUUUCCUGCCUGUGGAUGAGGCAAACGCACUUCUGACCGAGUUGCUGGAUGAGUCGAAGCAUUUUUCACGAUAUGAGUUUCAGCUUUUCAAUCGAACUGUUCAAAGUCCUCAUACCUCCAGCCUUUAUGUCUCGACGCCAGAAGAAUAUCGCCAGCAGACGUCAGAAUACACAUAUGGUGGCACAUAUCGGUCGGAUGUUCGACAAGCCACUCCGCAUUUACGGAAAGUAUCGCGAAAGGUUCACCAUGUUGUCAAUGACGAAAUCCAGAAACGCAUAAAAAAUAUUAAUACAGAUGGGAAAAAGCUCAAAUAUCAGUCCUCGAAGGAGUGGCAGCCAAAUGCAGCCUUUGUCAAUUGCUACGAUGGACCCGCUGAGAGCGUCGGCUUCCAUUCAGACCAGCUCACUUAUAUUGGGCCACAUCCAGUUAUUGGAAGUCUAAGCUUGGGUGUGGAACGAGAAUUCCGGGUGCGCCGAAUCAUUCCGCGAGAUGAAGAAGACCAGGAGGAGGAUGGAGAGGAAAAAUUCAAUACCUUGAAACCCAACGAUCUCUCCAAUAACGGCAAGGCCUAUAAGGCAUCCACUGCCCGGGCAGAUGCGCAAGGGCAGAUUUCCAUUCAUCUUCCUCACAAUUCUCUAUUGAUUAUGCACGCAGAUAUGCAGGAAGAAUGGAAGCAUGCGAUCGCCCCGGCCAAAACAGUUUCCCCACAUCCUAUUGCAGGAACGCGACGAAUCAACAUUACGUAUCGCUGGUAUCGCGACACUUUGCAUCCUAGAUAUACACCUAGGUGUAAAUGUGGGCACCCCACCAUUCUCAGAUGUGCUCAACGAAAGCUAGAGACUCGAGGAAGGUAUAUGUGGAUGUGCUAUGCCGGUUAUGCACCCGGGAAAGAGGGCUGUUCAUUUUUCCAAUGGGCUGAGUUUGAUGACGACGGAGAUCCAAUUUGGACUCAUAAAAGAAAUGAAGCUGAGGUUACCUCGACAUUGACCAAUUUUGCGGCAUCCCAAUAG
Molecule: messenger RNA, 1455 nt
Organism: Penicillium macrosclerotiorum
Lineage: Eukaryota; Fungi; Ascomycota; Eurotiomycetes; Eurotiales; Aspergillaceae
Product: putative CUE domain protein
Exons: 1
Coding region: 1-1455 (484 amino acids)
Biological process (GO): DNA repair; DNA alkylation repair
Cellular component (GO): nucleus
Molecular function (GO): ubiquitin binding; zinc ion binding; dioxygenase activity
Source: RefSeq, a predicted model, not a curated record